This is a messenger RNA of Podarcis lilfordi (Lilford's wall lizard), 971 nucleotides long. The record is from the annotation of a GenBank genome assembly. Lineage: Eukaryota; Metazoa; Chordata; Lepidosauria; Squamata; Lacertidae.
GGGUCAGAGCAAACGACACACUUGAAUGUGCUGAGGCUGCAGCCGGAGCCAGUAGAUGUGACCUCAGCCAGUCCUUCCCUGUGCCCUUGUACACAAUUGAAUAAGGUUCAUAUUAUUACACAACACCACUUCUGCAUCAACAAUCAGUCUGGCAGCAACAGGAGCACACUGCUACAGAAGAGCCCUGUAAGUCAGCUAAAGUUGCAGAUAUAGAUUUUAAUCCAUUCGGAGUGGAGUUUUUCAAGUAACCAUGUUAGAUGACAGUCUAUUUAGAAUGCCUCACCUGAUGCCAUUGGAUCACCUAUUGCUCACUGUCAAAAUGCCUUUCCACUAAAAAAAAUAUGUGUUUGUCUAUAUGAAUGUCUCUGUACUUUGUGCUUAGCCACAUAAGUUCUCAGUGUUAUGUUUUCGAAUGCACCAAGGGGAUUAGGCUUGCAGUUAUAUCUUGCUGGUCUCAUCAGGACUGAGGCAUGCAUUGCCAAGUACCAUAAAAAUGUCCCAUUGUCCUUAACUCGCUUUUAAUAUAGAAGCAUGACUUUGUUAUUUUCCUUAUUACUUGCUUUGAUCUUAAUUUGCUAUGCUCUGACAAGCCUUUCCGAGCUUAUAUGUGUGUGUGUGUGUGUGUGUGUGUGUGUCUUUAGAAAAAUAUAAGUCUCUUUAGGAAAGGUAACCCUUGAGUCUUGCUUUUCUUGAUGUUGAAUAUCUAGAAAGAAGGGACUGCUAAUGCGCAAACUGCAGAAGGAAGAAGGAAUCACUCCCUUUCCCUAAGCAGGAAAUGUGGGGUUCAAAGUGAAAUGACACUAUUGUUUUCCAUUGCUUAACACUAGGAUGCUGCUAGGCACAGAAGAAAUCAAGAGCAAGAUGUAUUAUUGGCCCAGAAUGCAUUUGAAAAGAAGGAACUGCAGCAGCAUGAAUUUCUUCCUCGCCACCAAUCCUUGAGAUCUCAGGGGAAGUACAUCCUAAUCAAGUAA